CCAACUUCCUCUCGCCAAGAAUCAGGUGAGAUUUGGUUAUUUUCCUUCCUCCUAAGUCUUAUUUAGAGUUUUGUAGACUUAUGAUUCUAAAACCAUGAUCCAUCUAUAUCUUGCUACUGUAGCGUUCUUCUCCAAUUCCUGGUCCCUGUCGAGUAAUGAGAUCGACGUAGGAGGUUCUAAGUCACCACCAUCUCCUUGAAACCUUGAAUACUUGAUGUUGUAAGCCUACAAGAAAAGGUAAGUAAAAGUAUGGUAAUGCCUUUGGAUUUGAGGUAAAGGUUUUUGAAAGCAUAUUUAUGAUGAUGUUUGAAAUCAUGGUAGGACUAAACCCGUUUUACACAAACACGGGUAUAAUUGGUUUGAAAUGAAAUUAUUAUCAUUUUUAUUAAGCAUGUCUACUUGGAGUUUACUUGACUACCCUAAUGAUCGGGAAAUUAUUUGUAAAUUAUAGUUUUCCCGUUAAAUCCUGCUUGGUUUUUGUCUCCAAUAUGGUCAUGUUUUACUAUGCCCGUUAGUGGGAGGUUUAUAAAUGCUAGUACAUAUCAACAUGUUAAUUGUGGAAUCGGUUCACGUUAUACUAUUAUCUUGCUAGUGGGAUUAUACGUUAGCAAAUCUUGUGCCUGCUAGUGGGAGGUUUAUAAACACUGGUUAUGACUUAUAGAGGAGGCAUCUAUUUCAUUUCCCAUAUUCGUAUUGUUUUUCUUAAAAUUUUAUUACACUUGAUGGCAUGCUUAACUAUAAAUGAGGGUUAUCCAUUUUUUACUUACUGAGAUAUCUCAUAGUUUUUCCUUGUCCACCAUUUCAAGUAGUGAAACCUGAGAUGGAGGAAACCAAGGGGAGUGAUGAGAUCUUGUCUUUUGGAGUUAGGUUGCCAAAAAAAAAAAAAAUUUUGGGACAUAGCCUUUGGAUCAUAGAGCAUUCUUUUGUAGACCAGACUUCCCCUUGGAGAUAGUAAUGGCUAUAUGUGAUGGACUUGUAUAAGUUUUUGUACACUAUUGACCUAGUAAAGCCUUGGUCCUUGA
Messenger RNA from Rubroshorea leprosula, 1022 nucleotides. Lineage: Eukaryota; Viridiplantae; Streptophyta; Magnoliopsida; Malvales; Dipterocarpaceae. The record is from the annotation of a GenBank genome assembly.